AUGGCUGAUACUUACGACGAAGACGAGCGUCGCAGAGCAGUCUACGGGACGCAAUUUGACGAGAUCUUGUCCAGUGGUUUUGUGCCUGGAAGCACCGACGAGGAUCUUGAGGCUAGCGAGUUUUUCCAGCGUUAUUUUUGGGAGCAUCCAGUUAUCAACGAGGAUAGCUAUUCACCGGCUGGCUUGAGCCAGGUUGAGCAAGCUGCUGUCUGCAGUGUCGAAGAGCAGCCUUCUCCUGUGGAAGAUUCGCUUACCAACCCGCUCGAGAACUCUGAAUUGUCAAUCGUCACUGAUCGCUCUUCCGAUUACCGCUCACCUGCAUUGAUCCCUUUCUCCUCUUUCUCGCGAAGAAGACUCGGCCGAGGACUGCGAUUCAAUUCUAGCUUCGAAUACAGAGCCUUCAUAUACGAAGUGACAGCUGCUGACCCUUCUGCGGAGAGCUCUGUUGAAAGCUUGUCGGACCAGGGAUUUGACAACCACGGUCGAUUCUACAGUCGCUUCCCCCCAGGUCUCUCUGAAGGCCUUCGUGUCUCUCGCGAUAGCUCUUCCGUUAACUACAACCUGCAUACACUGCGUUUAGGAUCUCCUGGGCCUUCUGUGCAUUCUUUUGAACUGGCCUCGUCUGACGACGCUACUGAGUACAUCAGGCUACAAAACUUCUCCUUUCCUAGGCGACGCGCUCGUAGCUUGAUUGCGGGCGCGAUCAGGAAGCGCAGAAAUACCAGCUCUGGCAUCGGAUCUGCUAUUAGGAACUUGUUUCGCAAAAGGAACAGUCGUCGUCCACGUGAAACGAAUUCGUCCUCGGGCCUUUUGAAGAGGUGGAGGGAGCGUCGAUCUGAAACGGCCGUUCAACGCCGUCUUGAAGCUCCGAUACGUCGAAGAGGUUGGUCUCCUAUUUAA
Molecule: messenger RNA, 900 nt
Organism: Aspergillus chevalieri
Lineage: Eukaryota; Fungi; Ascomycota; Eurotiomycetes; Eurotiales; Aspergillaceae
Exons: 3
Coding region: 1-900 (299 amino acids)
Source: RefSeq, a predicted model, not a curated record